Panthera uncia (snow leopard) is the source of this 6154-nucleotide messenger RNA. It is a transcript of the gene CCDC12, whose product is annotated as coiled-coil domain containing 12. The coding region runs from base 323 to 730 and encodes 135 amino acids. The record is from RefSeq and is a predicted model, not a curated record. NCBI's taxonomy places the organism in Eukaryota, Metazoa, Chordata, Mammalia, Carnivora, Felidae. Gene Ontology annotation, cellular component: post-mRNA release spliceosomal complex; U2-type spliceosomal complex. The transcript is spliced from 7 exons.
GGUCAGACCCUGAUGUGCUCUAGGCCCAGAGGAGCCACAAGCUUAUUGCCUGUGAGCCUCAGAAGGCUGCCUGCAGGAGGUGGCCUUUGGGUUGGCCUCCAGAAUUGGUCAGAGGGUGGGUUUUCUUCAGGGUUAUGAGAAUGGGCAUGUCAGGAUUUGAGACAGAGAGUCUAGCAUCAGGGUAUUCUGGAAUGGGCUGCAGGGCGAGUGUUGGGGCCUUGUGAGACUGCAUCUUGAGAAUGGCAGUUGUCCCGAGGGUCUGGGGAGCCAACGAGAGCUUUGAGCAGAGGAGCAGGAGAUGUGACCAGCAUCUUGGGCAUGGAUGGACAAGGAAGAUGGGGAGCCCAAGACCAAGCAGCUCAGAGAAGGGGAAGAGGAAGGCGAGAAGCACAGGGAACUCAGGCUGCGGAACUACGUCCCAGAGGACGAGGACCUGAAGAGGAGGAGGGUGCCCCAGGCCAAGCCAGUCGCCGUGGAAGAGAAGGUGAAGGAGCAGCUGGAGGCCGCCAAGCCAGAGCCCGUCAUUGAGGAAGUGGACCUGGCCAACCUUGCACCCCGGAAGCCUGACUGGGACCUCAAGAGAGACGUAGCCAAGAAACUAGAGAAGCUAGAAAAACGGACCCAGAGGGCCAUUGCCGAGCUGAUCCGUGAGAGGCUGAAAGGCCAAGAGGACAGCCUGGCCUCUGCAGUGGACGCCACCACCGAGCAAGAGGCCUGUGACUCUGACUGAGGCACGCCAUGUCCCCUUGCCCCUGUCGGGCCUGUCCUGUGGGUGGGUGGUCUCGGGCAAGGGUGGGGCUGGGCUUGCUGUUACCUCCAGAGCCAAACCGCCCCGUCAGCCUGAAACCCCCGCCGUGGGGUGAGGUCAGCUCCUUGUCUCCUGAGUGGUCCCCGUCACCCCGACAGGGGCAGAGCUGACAGCAACCCUGUGGGCUUGCUGUGUCUGUACAUAUGUGUGUAUUUUGAACUUUCUUUUAUCUCUAGAAAUAGAAACAAGCAGACCUGUAUGUGCGCCAGAAACCUGUCAAUAUUUUCUGAGUCCUUGGGGCGCUGUGGGUUUGGGCCCCAGGGCAAAGCAGAGGUGAAGCUUAGUAUGAGUAAGUGCUGUGUUGGGCUGAGCAUGUUGAGGCUGGAGGGGUGCAAAAGGCCCAGGCCUGACCUUCUGAGUCCAGAAGGUAGUCGUGUCAAAACCCACAGGUGACAGAGACCGAGUCUGAGAGAAGCCUUGCGGGCCUGGGCCUCACAGCAGUCUGUGGGACAGCGUGGAGGGGCUCCCACCCUGGUCCUCUGUGGACCCCCUCACAGUGUGAGAGAGGCUGGGGGUGUGGAGAGGGUGCACUGUGCCUGGCAAGGCUCCAUUCUGGGCCGCUCCAGAUUCCAGGCCCCUGGUGCUGGUCUCUCUCACCCUGUACAACCCCAAGCAGCCCUUCUCCCCACAACACAGUCAGAGCUAGACUGUGGCUUCUCUGGGACAGGGCCCCUGUAUUGGGGAGGGUGGCUCAUAUAGACUAGGGUAUCAUAGCUUUGGUUUUGAGUGUGGUCAUGGACCCUGGGUCCCCAGGGUCCUGGCAUUAGGACCGUGACCCUUCUCUGGAGCUGACUCUCCAGAGUGACUGGCUGGCCACAACUCCCGAGUCCAAGUACCUGUGGCCAGCUGGAAUUUCAUGACCAGAAUGAUUACACUCUUGAGUCUCCUUCAGGGUUUCCCCUUGAGCCUCCCACCCCCGCCCUGUGUCAUUCCAGGGUGUCGUCCCCUCUGUGCUCAGUCGGAGGAACACAUUGGCCUGGCUCUGGCAGACAGUGCCGAGGACCCCAGGUCAUAGUGGUGGAGUGAGUGUGUGCACACAGAGACCAGCAUGCUCAUACAAAAAAGUAAAUGCUUUCAGCUAAAAGUAUGCAAUUACCCGAGGAAGGUAAUUUGUGCAGAAAGGGAGCAGAAACUUGCAGGGAUGAUAGGGCUAAAGUGGCAGGUGGCUGGCUGAGCAGUGGGCAACCCAGCACUCUGGUUCCCACACCAGUGGGGGUUAGACAUGCCCACAGGUGUCAGGUCUAAAGCCACACUCCUUCUGCAUAGCAGCGUCUGGAGCUGGGCUUCCCUUCCUGGGAGUAAAGGAUAAGAAGGUGUCCCCGGCCCAGGACUGCUGUAGGAAGUGGGGUGCUCGUCCGUGACAGUGUGAGACUCACACGUGGUGACUGGCGGCUAGCUUCCCACUAGGACUAGAGUGUGGCCAGCCCCACAGAACAAGAGCCCCGAGUGCUGAUGAGAAGUUUCCUUCUGCAUUUACAGCUCUCUUUGCCUAUAGAAGACUGCCAGGCAGAGAGAGAGAGAACAAAAACCAUCACACACGAUGGGCACUUAGACUCACAUUACAAAAUGUGUGAGAAAAUCCAACACCUUGAAGAAUGGCUACCAUCCCAACAUGUGGAAGAAUUUACACCCAAGGAAGCUGAAACAGUUACAUCCUAACAGGCUUUUAAAAUGAGUGUUUGUUUUAUUACCACAGAGAUAAAAGAGGGACUGAGCCCCAUGUCUCAGGAACAGGGAUUAGGCAUGAGGGAGAUCUGUUUAGAAAUCUUGGAAACAAAGAAUGUUUAUGAAAAUAAGCAGCGCGUACACACACACACACACACACACACACACACACUCAGCAACUCACUGGAGGAACUAAAUAAUAACAAAGAAGGAAUUGAUAAAUAGGAAGGGAAAGCUGAAGCUCCAAAAGGUGGCAGAGAGAGAAAAAGAAGAGAGAAAGAAGAGAGAGAGGGCGGUUGAGAACCUUGACGUACUGCUCGAUGGCCUUUAGUGGACAGGAGAUGGAGAAAAGAAACCUGGAGACAGAAGGUACUUGAAGAAGGAAUGGCUGACCACGUCGGUUUCUGGCAUCACAGUAGAAUAGUUGCCUGAACUGAUCCUCCCUUUGCAAACAGCUAAAAACACUAGGGAAAUAAGUCAUUACAACAAAUACUUUUUAAAUGCAUCAUUGAUCUGGCAAGAAAGUCAAGAACACUCAAGCAAGAAGGUAAGAGAAGCAGCAGAAUGCUGAAGCCUGACCUUUGCCUUGAAGAUAUGUAACAAACCAGGUGAAACCAGUCUUGGUUUUUGGGGUCCUCGGUGCCUGGGGCUAAGAUAACGCAAUGCCUAUGCAUAAUGAGGGGCCUGGUAGGAGAGCCCUCCAGAAAGCUGGGGCCCCCAAGGGCACUCCCUCUGAACGAAUAAUAAAUCUGCUGUCUUGGCAUCCCAAAGGAAAACUGAACCUUGCCACUGACUGAACUGGAAAAAGGUCUCCCUUGAGAACUGAGCUGGCCCUCGUAUGGGUUUGCUCAUGAGAAACCUCCAGCCAAGAAUAUAAAUGGCUCCAGAAUGUGGUGGUCUCAGAUGCUUGAUAGAAAUGCAAAUCCUACCUGAAUGAACCUUGAUUCAUUGCAGUCCUUAACGAACGCCUGUUGAUAAAGUUCAGGAAAAGUGAGCAGCUUCUGGAAAAGGUCACCCACCAAAUCUACUAGGCAACAAGGCACAAGGAGCAAAGGACGUGGGCAAGGAUGUGGUAGAAUCAGACUUGCAAAGGAUUCAUACAUUAGAAUGACCAGGUAGACGAUUUAAAUGUUUAAAAACGAUGCAAGAAUUAAAAGACAGGCCUGAAAAUAGGAACCUAUUUGCCAAAAACCAAAGUGAUGUUCUGGAAAUAAAAAUUAUUAUAGCAGUUAAAAGCCCUGGAUCUGUGAGUUAGAACUAAAGAAGCGGUUCAUGUACAGGAAGCUAGGCCUGAAGAGGUCCUCCAGAAUGUAGCAGGAUAAACAGAUUGAUAAAACCUAAAACAAGAAGCUAAGAGAGAUGGAGGACAGAGUAGGAAGAGCCGACAUGAUGUGUGAUCGGAGUCCCAGGAGAGGAAAAAAAGACAAAAAUGGGGUGGAGGAAACACUUUUUUUAAAUGACUGAACUUUUCAAAAUCACCAAUCCACAGAUUCAGCGAGGCCAGCAAAUCUCAAGCAGGGCAGAAAAAAGAAACCAACACUGAGAUGUCCCAUCUCUUGAUGUGGAUGGUGAUUAAUUAGGUAUAUUCACUUUAUGACUAUUCGUCGAACCACACACAUAUGAUCUGUAUGCUUUUUGUAUGUGUGUUAAAGCUCAGUAGGCACGUUUACUUAAAAUGUUUUCUUGGAUCAAUCCUCCAUCACUGUAUACAAAUUACAAUCAAAACCCAGUGGCUUGAAACAAACCUUUACUACUGGAUGGUUUCGAAUGCAGGAGUAGCUCACCUGGGUAGUUCCAGCUUGGGAUCUCUUUGAGGUUGCAGUCAAGACAUCCCCCAGAGCUGUAGCCACCCAAAAGUUUGGCCGAGGCUGGGGGGUGAGGCUUCCGUGAUGGCUUCCACUCCCAGGAAGGCUCAUGGAAGCAUGCCGUGUGCACAAGUCCUUGCCACAUGGAUCUCUCUGGCAGGCUUGCCUGCGUGUUUGCGUCCUGUGGCAACUGGUUUUCCCCAGAAUGAGCGAGCCAAGACAGAGGCAAGUGGAAGCUUUAGAGCCUUUUAUGACCUGGUCUUGGAAGUGAUGUGCUGCCACAUUAUAUUGUGAGGAGCAAGUCACUACAUCCAGACCACACUCAAAGGAGAAUUAGUUCCACCUCUGGAAGGGAGGUCUAAGGAUUUGUGGAUGUAUUUUAAAACCACUGCAUACCCAGACACAGUGCAAUAAGUUGGCAGAAUGAAAAGAGCAGAAAUGAUGUUAAAAUUAGAAAAGAUUUAUUCCCUUUUAAUGAGCAAGACAGCAGAUGUCUCAAUCACAACCAGUGUUAACUGGGGAGAUACCUUCUGGUAUCAGUGUUAACUGGACGAAAAGAAAUUGUCAACUUAAAAUUCUAUACCCAGAGAAAAUAUCUUACAAGUACAAGAUAGUUGCAGACAAGCAAGCCCAGAGCAUCUAUUACCAGCAGACCCUCAUGAAAAAAAAAAAAAAAUUGAUUUUGGGGGUAAUGAAAAUAUUCUACAGUGGAUUAUGGUGGUUGCACACAUCUGGAAAUACGCUAACAGCCAUUGAAUUAUACACUAUCAAUGGGCAAAUUGUAUGAGGUGUAUAUUAUAUCCAAGCUGUUGUUAAAAAAUUAAAUAGGGGUGCCUGGGCAGCUCAGGCAGUUAAUCGUCCAACUUCAGCUCAGGUCAUGAUUUUGUGGUCUGUGAGUUUGAGCCCCAUGUUGGGCUUUAUGCUGACAUCUCAGAGCCUGGAGCCUGCUUCUGAUUCUGGGUGCCCCACUCUCUCUGCCUCUCCCCUGCUCAUGCUCUCUCUCUCUCAAAAAUGAAUAAAUGUUAAAAAAAAAAAACUAAAAAUGAAAAAAAAAAGCAUGCUAAAAAAAAAAAAAAAAAGUUCUACAGGAUGUCUUCAGAUUGAAAUGAGACUGGAUCCCAGAUGGAAAAUCUGAGCUAGAAGUAGGAACAAAGAGAAGGUGGAACUCUAAAUAGGUUAUAAAAUGAGAAUGUUCCAUGGAAUGAAAGUAAGACAAGGGCUACGAGAACAUGUAACAGCAGUGGUAGGUACAUACUCUUGAUUGGAAUUACAGCUCUCUACAAAGCUCACGGGUGAAGAGACAAAAGACUCAGACUCUGCUACACAGGCAGGCUGACAUUUCUGCGGUGACCCUAACAAUAGAAAAAGAGUGUACCACUUCCAAAGCAGUUGUAAAAAAAACAAAACAAACAAACAAACAAAAAACUACCCAAAAGAAGGCAAAGAGAGAAAAGUGGGACAAGUAAAUUAAUCCAAAAUACAUCAGUGUACUAAACCACCUUAUUUUUUUUUAAACUCAGUCUGAUGCUGUUUAAAAAAUAAAGCUUAAAUCCAAACCUAAACUCAAAGAAAGAUGGAAAGUGAAGGGAUUAGAAAAGCUCUAUCAAGCCCAGAACCGACAAAGGUAGCUGGGGUAACCUCAGACGGGGAGACAUUCGGACAGAAGUGGUAUUAGCUAUGUGAAUGUGCUUUGCAGCGCUGGGGCUGUCACUUGCCGCCCAAAGGGUGCGACCACUUUGGAGAAGCGGAACACGUGUACAAGCUGUGAGCAUCAAUUCCAGAAGUAGUGUUCUCGGGGACCUUGGCACGGGUGUGACGCUUGCAGGAGCGUCAUUCAUCACAGCGCAUGUGCACACAUCCACCACAUUGAAACACA